Messenger RNA from Cervus elaphus (red deer), 8535 nucleotides. It is a transcript of the gene NRXN3, whose product is annotated as neurexin 3. The transcript is spliced from 22 exons. NCBI's taxonomy places the organism in Eukaryota, Metazoa, Chordata, Mammalia, Artiodactyla, Cervidae. The record is from RefSeq and is a predicted model, not a curated record. The coding region runs from base 1008 to 6038 and encodes 1676 amino acids.
CUACACAUCUCCGCUCGCAUGCAACUUACUGAGAGGGAGAGGCGAGCGUGUCCUCCCUUCUCGCAGCCGCCAGCAUCUCCAGCCACCGAGGACCUGCUUUUUGCACCUCCAACAUCCCCUCCCUUCUUCCCCGCCACUCCCUCCCAAAGAGAGAGAGAAAGAGAAAGGAGACAGAAAGAUUCUGGAAUUUGAGCCUCCCCAAAGAGGAAACAUACCCAGCAAACUCAGUUGAUUAAACAUCAGACAGACAGACAGACAGACCCCAAAUCUUCUGUCCAACGGGAAAGGUCUUUUCUCUCGAGUCCUGGGAGGCAGGUUCCGGGCCGGACCGCCUCUCGCUGGCACCAUGACGCCUGAGCCCACUUCCGUUCGGCCCCGGGCCCCGCUCUGCCUGAGCUCUCAACUUCCGGCUCCUGCCCUCCCCGCGGCCCUCUGCUGCUAGGAGGUCGUCCUUCAGGACUGGUCCUUGGCCCGUCUCUACCUUGCGCCUGGCUCACCUGACUGCUCGCUCCCCCUCCAUCACGGCCCCCCUGACCCCAGCCCUCUCCCCGGCCUCCCUGGCUGGGCCGUUUGGGGGUCUGCUGCCGGGAGGUGGACAUUGCUGAAGGCUUCCACCCGCCGGCCGGCCCGCCGUGUACUUUUCUCCUGCCCAAAUCAAGGCCUCCACAUUGGAUAGCUGAGAUCUUUCUGGGGGAAAGACACUCUGCUCCCCACGCUGCACCCUCCCUUUCCCCCGCCCGCCUGACUGACCGCCUCCACUGCUGCCCCGUCCUUCCCCGCUGUCUCCUUGCUGAAUUUCUUGCUCGUGGGUGCCCACCAGGGGCUUUCUGGUUCUCUCUCCUCCUUCCUCAUCCUCCUCUCUGUCUGUGUGCCUCCUCCCUCGUGUGUGUUCUCUGUCCCCCAGCCAUCUCCCCUUCCUCUCUGCCUCCCACUUCGAAGGAGGUGGGGCGGGGGGACUGUCCCCCUAGGGCCGUUCCCCGCCUCCGGGCCCUUCGGGCUUGGCCAGAAUGAGCUUCACCAUGCACUCGGUGUUCUUCACCUUGAAGGUGAGCCUCCUGCUGGGGUCCCUGCUGGGGCUCUGCCUGGGCCUGGAGUUCAUGGGCCUCCCCAACCAGUGGGCGCGCUACCUCCGCUGGGACGCCAGCACGCGCAGCGACCUCAGCUUCCAGUUCAAGACCAACGUGUCCGCGGGGCUGCUCCUCUACCUGGACGACGGCGGCGUCUGCGACUUCCUCUGCCUCUCCUUGGUGGACGGCCGCGUGCAGCUGCGCCUCAGCAUGGACUGCGCGGAGACCGCCGUGCUGUCCGGCACGCGGGUGGACGACAGCAGCUGGCACUUCGUCAUGGUGAGCCGCGACCGCCUGCGCACCGUGCUGGUGCUCGACGGCGAGGGCCGGGCCGCCGAGCUGCAGCCCCAGCGGCCCUACAUGGACGUGGUCAGUGACCUGUUCCUGGGCGGCGUCCCCGCCGACAUCCGGCCGUCUGCCCUGACCCUUGAUGGAGUGCAGGCCGUGCCCGGCUUCAAGGGAUUAAUCUCGGAUCUCAAGUACGGCAACUCAGAGCCCCGGCUUCUGGGGAGCCAGGGUGUCCAGUUGGAUGCCGAGGGGCCCUGCGGUGAGCGCCCCUGUGAAAAUGGCGGCAUCUGCUUUCUCCUGGAUGGACACCCCACCUGUGACUGUUCUACCACCGGCUAUGGCGGCAAGCUGUGCUCGGAAGAUGUCAGUCAAGGUCCAGGCCUCUCCCACCUCAUGAUGAGUGAACAAGGUAGAAGUAAAGCUCGAGAGGAGAAUGUGGCCACUUUCCGAGGCUCAGAGUACCUGUGCUACGACCUGUCUCAGAACCCGAUCCAGAGCAGCAGUGAUGAAAUCACCCUGUCCUUUAAGACCUGGCAGCGGAAUGGGCUUAUCCUGCACACGGGCAAGUCGGCUGACUAUGUCAACCUGGCUCUGAAGGAUGGCGCGGUCUCCUUGGUCAUUAACCUGGGGUCCGGGGCCUUUGAGGCCAUUGUGGAGCCAGUGAAUGGAAAAUUCAAUGACAACGCCUGGCACGAUGUCAAAGUGACACGCAACCUCCGGCAGGUGACCAUCUCUGUGGAUGGGAUCCUUACCACGACAGGCUACACUCAGGAGGACUACACCAUGCUGGGCUCAGACGACUUCUUCUACGUGGGAGGAAGCCCGAGUACCGCUGACUUGCCAGGCUCCCCCGUCAGCAACAACUUCAUGGGCUGCCUUAGAGAGGUUGUUUAUAAGAAUAAUGACAUCCGUCUGGAGCUGUCUCGCUUGGCCAGGAUUGGGGACACCAAGAUGAAGAUCUAUGGUGAGGUGGUAUUCAAGUGUGAGAAUGUGGCCACACUGGACCCCAUCAACUUUGAGACCCCAGAGGCUUACAUCAGCUUGCCCAAGUGGAACACCAAACGCAUGGGCUCCAUCUCCUUUGACUUUCGCACCACUGAGCCCAACGGCCUGAUCCUCUUCACUCACGGCAAGCCCCAAGAAAGAAAGGAUGCGCGGAGCCAGAAGAACACCAAGGUGGACUUCUUUGCUGUGGAACUCCUCGAUGGCAACCUGUACCUGCUGCUUGACAUGGGUUCAGGCACCAUUAAAGUGAAAGCCACGCAGAAGAAAGCCAACGAUGGGGAAUGGUACCACGUGGAUAUUCAACGAGACGGCAGAUCAGGUACCAUAUCAGUGAACAGCAGGCGCACGCCGUUCACCGCCAGCGGGGAGAGCGAGAUCCUCGACCUGGAGGGGGACAUGUACCUGGGCGGGCUGCCGGAGAACCGCGCUGGCCUCAUCCUCCCCACGGAGCUGUGGACCGCCAUGCUCAACUACGGCUACGUGGGCUGCAUCCGCGACCUGUUCAUCGACGGGCGCAGCAAGAACAUCCGGCAGCUGGCGGAGAUGCAGAAUGCCGCGGGCGUGAAGUCCUCCUGCUCCCGGAUGAGCGCCAAGCAGUGCGACAGCUACCCCUGCAAGAACAACGCGGUGUGCAAGGAUGGCUGGAACCGCUUCAUCUGCGACUGCACGGGCACCGGCUACUGGGGACGGACCUGCGAGCGGGAGGCGUCCAUCCUGAGCUACGACGGCAGCAUGUACAUGAAGAUCAUCAUGCCCAUGGUCAUGCACACCGAGGCAGAGGACGUGUCCUUCCGCUUCAUGUCCCAGCGAGCUUACGGGCUGCUGGUGGCCACCACCUCCAGGGACUCUGCCGACACCCUGCGUUUGGAGCUGGAUGGGGGGCGUGUCAAGCUCAUGGUUAACUUAGACUGUAUCAGGAUAAACUGUAACUCCAGCAAAGGACCAGAGACCCUGUAUGCGGGGCAGAAGCUCAACGACAAUGAGUGGCACACCGUCCGGGUGGUGCGGAGAGGAAAAAGCCUUAAGUUAACCGUGGACGAUGAUGUAGCUGAGGGUACGAUGGUGGGAGACCACACCCGCUUGGAAUUCCACAACAUUGAAACUGGCAUCAUGACUGAGAAACGUUACAUCUCCGUGGUCCCCUCCAGUUUCAUCGGCCACUUGCAGAGCCUUAUGUUCAACGGGCUGCUCUACAUUGACCUGUGCAAGAACGGAGACAUCGACUACUGCGAGCUGAAAGCUCGCUUUGGGCUGAGGAACAUCAUCGCCGACCCCGUCACCUUCAAGACCAAGAGCAGCUACCUGAGCCUGGCCACCCUCCAGGCCUACACCUCCAUGCACCUCUUCUUCCAGUUCAAGACCACCUCCGCUGACGGCUUCAUUCUCUUCAACAGUGGUGAUGGCAACGACUUCAUCGCCGUUGAGCUAGUCAAGGGGUACAUACACUACGUGUUUGACCUCGGAAAUGGCCCCAAUGUGAUCAAAGGCAAUAGUGACCGCCCCCUGAAUGACAACCAGUGGCAUAACGUCGUCAUCACCCGGGACAACAGUAAUACCCACAGUCUGAAAGUGGACACGAAGGUGGUCACUCAGGUUAUCAAUGGCGCCAAAAAUCUGGAUUUGAAAGGUGACCUCUACAUGGCAGGUCUGGCCCAAGGCAUGUACAGCAACCUGCCAAAGCUCGUGGCCUCCCGGGAUGGCUUCCAGGGCUGCCUGGCAUCAGUGGACUUGAACGGGCGCCUGCCGGACCUCAUCAACGAUGCCCUCCAUCGCAGUGGGCAGAUCGAACGUGGCUGUGAAGGACCAAGCACCACCUGCCAGGAGGAUUCAUGUGCCAACCAGGGGGUCUGUAUGCAGCAGUGGGAAGGUUUCACCUGUGACUGUUCCAUGACCUCCUAUUCUGGAAACCAGUGCAAUGAUCCUGGCGCCACGUACAUCUUCGGGAAGAGCGGAGGCCUCAUCCUCUACACCUGGCCGGCCAACGACAGGCCCAGCACGCGCUCCGACCGCCUGGCCGUGGGCUUCAGCACGACCGUGAAGGACGGCAUCCUGGUGCGCAUCGACAGCGCCCCGGGCCUCGGCGACUUCCUCCAGCUUCACAUCGAACAGGGGAAGAUCGGAGUUGUCUUCAAUAUCGGCACAGUGGACAUCUCCAUCAAAGAGGAGAGGACUCCGGUAAACGAUGGCAAAUACCACGUGGUGCGCUUCACCAGGAACGGCGGCAAUGCCACGCUGCAGGUGGACAACUGGCCUGUGAAUGAGCAUUACCCCACAGGCAACACUGAUAAUGAACGCUUCCAAAUGGUAAAACAGAAAAUCCCCUUCAAAUAUAACCGGCCCGUAGAAGAGUGGCUGCAGGAAAAAGGCCGGCAGUUAACCAUCUUCAACACCCAGGCGCAAAUAGCUAUCGGCGGAAAGGACAAAGGACGCCUCUUCCAAGGCCAGCUUUCUGGGCUCUAUUAUGAUGGUUUGAAAGUACUGAACAUGGCAGCUGAGAACAACCCCAAUAUUAAAAUCAAUGGAAGUGUCCGGCUGGUGGGAGAAGUCCCAUCAAUCUUGGGAACAACACAGACAACCUCCAUGCCGCCAGAGAUGUCUACCACUGUCAUGGAGACCACCACUACCAUGGCUACCACCACAACCCGCAAGAAUCGCUCCACAGCCAGCAUUCAGCCAACAUCAGAUGACCUUGUUUCAUCUGCUGAAUGUUCAAGCGAUGACGAAGACUUCGUUGAAUGUGAGCCGAGUACAGGAGGUGAAUUAGUUAUCCCUCUUCUUGUAGAAGACCCUUUAGCUACCCCUCCUAUUGCUACUCCUGCACCUUCCAUUACACUCCCCCCUACCUUCCGCCCCCUCCUCACCAUUAUUGAGACCACCAAAGAUUCCCUGUCUAUGACCUCUGAGGCGGGGUUACCUUGCUUGUCGGACCAAGGCAGCGAUGGUUGUGAUGAUGAUGGCUUGGUGAUAUCUGGGUAUGGCUCAGGGGAAACCUUUGACUCUAACCUGCCCCCUACUGAUGAUGAAGAUUUUUACACCACCUUCUCCUUGGUAACAGAUAAGAGUCUUUCCACUUCAGUCUUCGAAGGUGGCUACAAAGCUCAUGCGCCCAAGUGGGAAUCCAAGGACUUUAGACCUAACAAAGCCUCCGAAACUAGUAGGACUACUACCACAUCUUUGUCCCCUGAGCUGAUCCGCUUCACAGCUUCCUCCUCGUCUGGGAUGGUGCCCAAAUUGCCAGCUGGCAAAAUGAAUAACCGUGAGCUCAAACCCCAGCCUGAUCUAGUCUUGCUUCCGUUGCCCACUGCCUAUGAGCUAGACAGCACCAAACUGAAGAGCCCACUAAUUACUUCCCCCAUGUUCCGUAAUGUGCCCACAGCAAACCCCACGGAGCCGGGAGUCAGACGGGUCCCGGGGGCCUCAGAGGUGAUCCGCGAGUCCAGCAGCACAACAGGGAUGGUCGUCGGCAUUGUGGCUGCAGCCGCCCUCUGCAUCUUGAUCCUUCUGUACGCCAUGUACAAAUACAGGAACAGGGACGAGGGCUCCUACCAGGUGGACGAGACGCGGAACUACAUCAGCAACUCGGCGCAGAGCAACGGCACGCUGCUCAAGGAGAAGCCCCCGAGCUCGAAGGGCGGCCACAAGAAACAGAAAAACAAGGACAAGGAGUACUACGUGUAGGCGCCACGCCGCCGCCGCCGCCCGGCGCGCGCAGCUGAGCCCGGGCCGUCCCUCUGCCCACAGACGCGCGUGUCCUCGGCGACCUGAGCAUCCGCAGGGGUCCGGACUGUCCUAGGAGACGGGGCGGCAUGGACCGGGACCCCGGUGGGGAAAACCAGUCGUGAACACAACACCAAGAUGCACCUAACUGACAAAGGCGCAAGCCACAGGCUGCUUUGACGCAGUCGCCGCUCGGAGACAGAAAGUUCUUUCUGCCCUGCUGUGUCAGCCAGCUCACACUUUUGCACGCUGGAGCGAGCAGGUGGCUGCCCCCACCCCCUCCUCGGCCCCCCAACUUUUCGCAGACUUGGAAGCUUCCUUCUCUUGAGGACCUUUCACCCAAGGUAGAAGACUUCAUGGCUUACUUGUUCCAUAACUCCAAGUGAGUCUGUAAUAAUGUUUGUGAAGCUUGACUGUAAUGAUGUUUUUUUUUUUUUUUGGUUUGUUUGUUUGUUUAAUUAUGUAAAAAACAAAAACAAGAAAAAAAGUUAAAAAAACAACAAAAACCCACCCUUAUCUGGUUCUGGCCAGUGUGCGUGUAACUUUUCAAGAUCUGAGGGGAAAAACAUGGCUUUUGGGUAUUUGAUUAUUUUUUGAAAAUAAUUGGACAUAAGUUGAAGAAAAAAAAAAAUCUCAGAAAACGAAAGUAAGAGAGACUAUUGCCAUAUGAACUCAAAAGCUACCAUGGUGUUCACUCUACAUAUCAGGUUGUGGUGUUUCUAGAAUCUGUUGUCUGUUUCUAUAUGAUGCUUUGCUGAACACAUAGCAAAAUCAUGGGAUGGAUGAUAGUUUUGAUUGGAAAAGCUGGUCCCUCAGGAUCAAAUUCCAGAAUUUGCCACCCAAACCCUGAACAGAUGUGGUUAGGGCUGGUUUUCUCAGAGCUAUCGGCUUCACUUAACAAUAUUGUUCCUGUCCAUGAGCCCAGCCAAAUUGAGGUAAAGGAGAUAGCCCCACAAAUUAAAACAGAGCCUUUCCUAGGAAAGGGGGCCGGGGGUGGGCCGGAUCUGUGACUGAUCGAAAUGCAUGCGAAUAUAAGAGAAAAGACGAUACAAGAAGUCUGUUGAAGAAUCAAAACAGACAAUAGGGGAGUUCAACUUGUGAUAGAACCACAAAAGGUCACACAAGCCAAACACGGCAUGACAGAGUGCAAAACUCAUAGUUCUUCCCCCGCCCCCAACAUGAUAAGGUUUUUCCUAGUGAUUUAAUUUUCCAGCCUGACAUUUACAGAUAACUAUCCUUCCAUUUGCUCACGUCUCCCUUCACCCAUCUUUUCUAAAGAUAAAUAAAUAACAAAUGAAUAAAGCUGCUGUGACACACAAAAAAAUGGAAUUUAAUAGUAUAAUAUAUAUAAAUAAAUAUAUAUACAGAUAUAUUUAUCAUGGUAUGUUUGAUGGGAUGACUGAAACAGGAAAACUGUUAAAAUCUUGAAGUGGAAUGAGAAUGUUGUUUUCAAAGAAAAUAACAACAAAAAAGUAAACCUUAAAAUGUGAAGAAAGUGUGAGUUUUAGUUUUGUCACAGUUAACUGUGUCAAGGAGAAUUAAAAAAAAAAACUCUUCUCAGAUUUUGUUUACAUAUUUUACUACAUUUUUGCUGGUAUAAUUCCUUAGCCACCUGUGUACAUACUGCUUUGAGAACUGUUCUUUCCUUUGUUUAUUUCCGUUUGUCUGGUUUCUGUUCCAGUUCUCUUUCUUUCUGAAAAGAGGAAACGAUGUACAGUAAAACAAUAAACUGGUUCAGUGGCCAUGCCUAACCCAAAAGCAAGAGACAGAGCAAGAUGAGUGUUUACAUAAAAAGGCAAUGCGUCCUCUGGAGGGUCAGAUAUAUACAGUUUCUUUUGUACAGAUGAAAAUCCAUCAGCUGUUUAGAUUUAGAAAUCUACUCUUGCUGGUCUUUGUAAGUUGCAUGAAUAUUUGAGAAAAUAUCUUAAAGACGUGGGGCAAAAAAUGCAAUCUCAAUGAUGGUAGCCUUUACUAAAUGUAUAUGGAAAGAGGUGUUCCUCAUUAUCUGAUAUUUCAAUGUGUUAAGAGUUUUGGAUUAUUUUGUUAUCAUUGGAAAAGACAGGAUUAUAACGAGGUAUCAGAGCACGAUUUUAGAUAACCUAAAUGGCCCAACCUAUAUGAAGUUGAUUAUAUCUCGAUGUCUGUAAAAGAUUGCUGUUCUUGGAGUCUUGAGGUCUUGUGAACUGAUUUCCUGCUUUCUUUCUUUACAUUUUUUUAAUUUGAGUAAAAAUACAUUUGUUAUAUUCUUUUUAGUGUAAGUUUCUAUUUGGACAAUUUUAUGGGAACAUGUGCAUUCUGUAUGUGAGCUUCUAUCAUAUUCCUGUUGUUUUAUGAGAAAACUCUUAAGAAAUUUAUUUUAUGAUGUUGUGAAGUUACUGCUUUUUUUUUCCUUUUCUCUUUUAUUUCAUAUUUGCAUUUUCGUUCAAGGAUAUGCUUAGCAAUAAAAUGUUCUUCCCAA